Scedosporium apiospermum is the source of this 1791-nucleotide messenger RNA. RefSeq lists its product as uncharacterized. The record is from RefSeq and is a predicted model, not a curated record. The transcript has 2 exons. Bases 1 to 1791 code for a protein of 596 amino acids. NCBI's taxonomy places the organism in Eukaryota, Fungi, Ascomycota, Sordariomycetes, Microascales, Microascaceae. Gene Ontology annotation, molecular function: N,N-dimethylaniline monooxygenase activity; flavin adenine dinucleotide binding; NADP binding.
AUGGAUAGCAUGGAUCGCGUUGAUCUCCUCAUCGUCGGGGCUGGCUGGCACGGACUGGUCAUGGCCAAGACUUACAUCGAGACCCACCCGGAGGCUAGCAUCCUGAUCCUUGAUUACGGCGAGUCGAUUGGUGGGACCUGGGCUGAGGAAAGACUUUACCCCGGGCUAAAGACGAACAACAUUGUGGGCACCUUCGAGUUCAGUGAUUUCCCGCUGACUCCGAAACUCUAUGGCCUUGAGCCGGGACAGCAUAUCCCCGGAACUGUCGUUCACAAGUACCUGUGCGACUUUUCGAAACACUACGACUUGGAGUCCCGUAUCCGCCUGAGAACAAAGGUUGACACCGCUACGCUCUUGCCGAGUGGAUUAUGGCAGAUCGGCUAUUCUACGUCACCUUCAUCGUCAGCUGGAGCGGAAAAGUCGGAUAUGGAACCCACAACGGGCCGUGGGGAGGUCCUCGCCUCAAAAUUGGUCCUGGCCACGGGGCUCAGCUCACAGCCAUUCAUGCCUCCUCUCCCAGGACGAGAAAACUUCAAGGGCCACAUCUUCCACGCCAAGGAUUUCAAAUCUCGUGCUGAGGACAUAGCAUCAUCGAAGACUGUCGUCGUAAUCGGAGGAAACAAGUCUGCCUGGGAUGUCUGCUAUACCUCCGCCGCCCGCUUCGGUGCCAACGCUCAUAUGAUCAUGCGCCGCUCAGGGGGUGGCCCUAGUUGGGUGUGGCCAGCUAAGUUCCCGGGAUUCUUCACCUCGCUUGCUGGCCUCUCGUCAACGCGCUUAGUAUCGUGGCUGGAUCCGAGCCCGUUUGGCCCUUCUGGAAAGGCCAUGAGAGCCAUCAUGAAUCGUUCAUGGGUGGGUCAGAAAUUGAUAUCGCUCUUCUGGAGCCACCUCGAUUCAAAGGUGGCAUCUUUCAACGAAUACGAUGGCCAUCCACGCACUAAGAAUCUGAAACCCUGGACAUCGACAUACUGGAUGGGCAACUCGCUCAGCAUCCAUAAUUACGAAACUCGUUGGUUUGAUCUGGCGAAGGAUGGAAGGAUCACUGCUCAUGCUGCCGAGGUAGUUUCUCUAUCGGAAGGAACCGUCCAACUCUCCGACGGGACAUCGAUAAAGGCGGAUGCCAUAGUCUGCUGUACCGGGUGGGAGGCUAAACCGAACAUCAAAUUUCUCCCAGAAGAUGUUGCAACCAAGAUCGGAUUCCCUGGAGAGCUCCCUUCGGAUCCAUCCCUCAAAGCUCAGGUACGCGAAGAGGUCUGGAACUCAGCGCCAAUAUUGAGGCGGGAGCCGAUCCGAAACCUUCCUGUGUCCCUGAAUGCGGAAACUUUGCCGUCUAAGAAAGAAAAGAGCGAGUCUUCACCGUAUCGCCUCUAUCGAUUUGUCGUCCCUUACCACCAUGAUUUUAUUCGGCGAAGAAAUUUCGCAAUCAUCGGCGCACACAUCACCAUCCACACCGCGAUCCUCUCCCAAGCUCAAGCACUGUGGAUCACAUCUUACUUUGAUAGCAGGAUCCGGCACCUAGAGGGGUCAAACAAAGAACCAGAUUACCAUAAGAUCAAGCAUGAUACUUUCUAUCAUACCGAGUUCGAACGGAUCCGUCGCCCAAGAGAGACGGGUGGUGCGGGGGAACGAUAUCCCGAUCUCGUAGUGGAUAGCAUUCCCUACGCGGAUAUGCUUCUUUCAGACAUGGGCCUGACGUAUCAUAGAAAACAAAGCUUGUACAAGGAGAUUAUGGAAGCGUACCGAGUCUCCGAUUACAAAGGCCUGGUUAACGAGUGGAUCGAGCUACACUCUUGA